Messenger RNA from Aedes albopictus (Asian tiger mosquito), 2801 nucleotides. RefSeq names its product solute carrier family 53 member 1 (gene PXo). Gene Ontology annotation, cellular component: plasma membrane; Golgi apparatus; cytoplasm. Gene Ontology annotation, molecular function: inositol hexakisphosphate binding. Bases 295 to 2343 code for a protein of 682 amino acids. Lineage: Eukaryota; Metazoa; Arthropoda; Insecta; Diptera; Culicidae. Gene Ontology annotation, biological process: cellular response to phosphate starvation; phosphate ion transport. The record is from RefSeq and is a predicted model, not a curated record. The transcript is spliced from 6 exons.
AAUAAAGCAAUCAAUAACGUCUUUUCUUCUCACAUGGCGACAACUCCAUGAAGCUUCUUUCAUCAUAAAUGAAGAAAUGUCCCUACCGACCAACGCCAUCUGCCAUCCGAUCGUUCUACACGCUUUCCACGGAAAACCGCUUCCCCCACCCUAAUCGCUUUCCAUUUUCCCCUGAUUUUUUCCAUCGGUUCUCUGCAGAAACGCCAUCGCGCGAGUCUUGUUCGGUUUAGCUGCUGUCAAAAUGUGUUGAUUUUAGCAAAAUUUACAGUGUCGGACCGACGAUAGGCACCCGAAAUGAAGUUUGCCGAGCACCUGGCGGCGCAUAUUACGCCAGAAUGGCGGAAGCAGUACAUCAUGUACGAGGAAAUGAAAGCUCAGCUGUACGCAGCGGUGGAGCAGUCACCAUCCGCGGAGUUGGUUGAUCCGGAGGUACUAACGCGAUACUUUGCCAAAUUCGAUGAGCAGUUUUUCCAUUUUUGCGAUAGCGAGCUAGCGAAGAUUAACACGUUCUACUCAGAAAAGCUAGCAGAAGCCACCCGAAAAUUUGCCAAUCUACGCACGGAGUUGAGUGAAACGCUCGAGCUCGAAGAAUCUACCAAAAAGAAAAAGGACAAUCUCCACAGGGUAAAGAAAAACCUUUUGCGGAAAAAGAAUGUUUCCGUUCGUAAAAUCCAGGAGCUGAAGCUUGCCUUCAGCGAGUUUUAUUUAAGUCUUAUCCUGCUGCAGAACUAUCAAAAUCUCAACUUCACCGGAUUUCGCAAAAUUCUAAAGAAACACGACAAACUGUUGAACGUGGACUUUGGUGCACGAUGGAGAGCGGAGCACGUGGAGUCGGCACACUUUUACGUGAACAAGGACAUCGACCGGUUGAUCCACGAAACGGAAAACAUUGUUACCAAUGAAAUCGAGGGCGGCGAUCGACAGCGGGCCAUGAAGCGUCUCCGAGUGCCACCUUUGGGCGAGCAGCAAAGUCCAUGGACCACUUUCAAAGUGGGGUUAUUUUCCGGAUCGCUACUAGUGCUGUGCGUAGCAGUGUUGCUUUCGGCUAUGUUCUACGAUCGCAAAGAUGACUGGAUAGUUGCAUUUCGAUUGUAUCGUGGACCACUUUUGGUAGUGGAGUUCCUCUUCCUCUGGGGAAUCAAUGUUUACGGAUGGCGCUCGUCCGGCGUCAAUCAUGUACUGAUAUUCGAGUUAGAUCCCCGGAAUCAUCUAUCCGAGCAGCAUCUAAUGGAACUGGCAUCAAUUUUCGGAGUCAUAUGGACACUGAGUGUUCUUAGUUAUCUCUAUGCAGAAUCGCUGAGCAUACCGGCUUACCUGAGCCCCUUGGCGUUGUACCUACUGAUGGCAGCAUUCCUAUUCAAUCCAACAAAAACCUUUCGUCAUGAAGCUCGCUUUUGGACAAUCAGAAUUAUUAGUCGAAUUGUUAUGGCACCGUUUUUCUACGUAAAUUUUGCCGAUUUCUGGCUGGCGGACCAGCUAAACAGCAUUGUUCCUGCAUUUCUGGACUUGCAGUACUUCAUCUGCUUCUAUUCAACCAUCACCAACUGGAAUCAUGUAGAAAACCCGAACCAAUGCAUUGAUAACUCCCUGUGGAUUCGACCCAUCGUAGCUAUGCUACCGGCAUGGUUCCGUAUGGCGCAGUGUCUGAGGCGAUUCCGUGACACCCGUGAUGCGCAUCCACAUUUGGCCAACGCCGUAAAGUAUUCAACGUCUUUCUUUGUGGUGGCAUUUUCUUCGUUGACGCAAGCCACUCGGGAUCAGUACGAGAAAAGCAUCGAUAACCCUUGGUUCUACCUGUGGAUCAUCGCUUCGAUUGUGUCGUCCUGCUAUGCGUACACUUGGGACAUCAAGAUGGAUUGGGGACUGUUCGACGCGAAGGCCAACGAUAACAAAUUCUUGCGAGACGAGGUGGUGUACAGCUCAAAUUGGUUCUACUACUUCGCAAUCGUGGAGGAUUUGAUUCUGCGGUUCGGAUGGACGCUGUCCAUGAGCCUCAUCGAGAUGGGCUACAUAGACCGCGAGAUAAUCGUGUCGAUUCUCAGCCCACUGGAGGUGUUCCGGCGGUUUAUCUGGAAUUACUUCCGACUGGAGAACGAGCAUUUAAACAACUGCGGUAAUUUCCGUGCCGUGCGUGACAUUUCCGUGGCUCCGAUGGAUUGUUCGGAUCAGACCACGAUCCUUCGCAUGAUGGACGAGGAAGACGGUGUGCGAAAUCGACGGACGGUGAAAAAAUUGAACACCAAGAAGAAAUCCGAGCAGCGACUGCUUCUUCGCGAGGCCGAAUCGACUGAGGACUUGGAAAUGAAUUCCAAUCAAAACAGGAAGGUCCAGUGGGAAAUAUAGGCCACGGAUAGUUACACAAUUGGGACCAACCUGCCAUAAAUCCUAGCGACCGAAUCCGAAUCACACCAAAAUACGAUCCCCAUGACCUAGAUUUCCCUCUGAGAGAAGCACGUUCGCCAACCGAACACACCACAACCCCAGUAACAGAAGCCUUCGAUCCAACUGCACUGCACCACCACCCACCCCUGCCGAUAGGUAUUUGUGUCGUUUCUGUGUGUUUCCAUCAUUGAAUUGGGUAAUUGGAAAGCGUAUGUUUCAAUUCGAAAUUUCUGUUGGACCAGAGUACGCAUGGAGCAAUGGUAUAUUCCCUAUGGAUGGAGUUAUUUAUUUACAGCAGAAUUAUAGGCAAUAUUUAUUAAGAGAUUUCCAGAUUUUUAUUACCUUAUAGCACGACGAAUGAGAGUAAAUGUAAAGAAACCUAUAAAGUUAAUAUAGUAUGAUGGAUUUAUUUUCGAAUU